Molecule: messenger RNA, 786 nt
Organism: Stylophora pistillata
Lineage: Eukaryota; Metazoa; Cnidaria; Anthozoa; Scleractinia; Pocilloporidae
Biological process (GO): protein polyubiquitination; proteasome-mediated ubiquitin-dependent protein catabolic process
Molecular function (GO): protein binding; ubiquitin protein ligase activity
Source: RefSeq, a predicted model, not a curated record
AUGAUUGCAUGGCUGUGGAAUACAAGUGCUGUUACAAGUGUUGUGGAUGUGGAAGGUUGCGUUCUUCUAGGUGUCCGGGUUCUGGUCUCGUUGAGGGAAUGUAGCAGAGGGAGCAGUGUAUUAACUUUAUGGGCAGAGGUUGGAAAACGAAAAGGACUCUCCGAAGCGAUCGUUGGAAUUGAAGCAAACUUUGUUGUAACAACAAAAAAUGCCAAAGGACAACAAUGUUACGAAAAGCGUGACCGAGUAACUGUGCAAACAAAAAGCCAGCAAGGCCAUGACUGCACGGAAGAAGUGCAAGUGAAAGAUGGAAGCUACAAAGUCAGCUAUUUCGCCAAAGAAACCGGAAGAUGCCAGGCAGUAAUCAAAGUGAACAAAGAAGAAGCUCAAGGUAGUCCUUUCCCGGUUCAAGUUUCACCCAGACAAUUCAGACCCGUGUUAUCUUUUGGACAACAAGGUUCGUGUCCUGGAAUGUUAAGGAAUCCCUGGGGAUUGGCAGUGAAUGAACGUAAUGAAAUUGCAGUGACUGAGGUGAAUAGCCACAGAGUUCAGGUAUUCAGUUGCGAUGGAACUUACUUAAGAUCUUUUGGUAUCAUAGGUGAUAAACAGGGAGAGUUAAACUGGCCUGCUGGGAUAGCUUUUGAGAAAAACAAUAACAUCGUAGUGGUGGACAAUAAUAACAACCGUGCCCAAUUGUUCAGUGAGCAGGGUGAGUACCUGAGCCAGUUUGGUGGUUAUGGAAAUCUUGAUCACCAGCUGUUGAAUCCUCACGGGUUAUCUAUAUAG